Sclerotinia sclerotiorum 1980 UF-70 is the source of this 273-nucleotide messenger RNA. RefSeq lists its product as hypothetical. The record is from RefSeq and is a predicted model, not a curated record. Lineage: Eukaryota; Fungi; Ascomycota; Leotiomycetes; Helotiales; Sclerotiniaceae. The transcript has a single exon. Bases 1 to 273 code for a protein of 90 amino acids.
AUGGGUGGAUUAGGGAUGGAGGGACGCUUUUGGCACUUUGCUCUACGAAUGUACAAGAGCGGUAUUAUGGCGGCAGAGGAACUCUCGAACGAGGGGGAUGCUUUUAGCAAGAUUCACUCUUCUGCGAAGCAUUCUGCAGACAUCACGGCAGCGGAUGAGCUCUGGCAGAAGCUACCUUAUGAGACACAUAUCCGAUACGUUCUCAACCCUCCGCAUUAUCGAUUACAAACUAUACAUUGGGGGAAUGGACUUUGCAGGCUGUGCUUUGGUUAG